AUGCUGGUAGUCUUAAUACAUGAGGGUGCUAUUAUGGACGAAAAGAUAAAGAUAGGUGGGAAGCUAAGUAAAAUGGUAAAGAUCAAUAAAAUUGAAUUACAGGGAAUACUUGGAGUAAAUACUGAAAAAGACAAUAAAAAUGAAGUCAUUUAUACUUUGACUCUGAAAGAAGUGAAGAGCCAGUUAAAUGAGGAGGGAUUUUCUGUUAAAAAGGUUGGGAAAUUGAACUUACUUAGAGUGAACUAAACUAAGAACAAGACUUUAGUAACUCAUGAACUAUUCAAGUCUCACUAAUAUGUGAUCCAAGAUAUUUCCAGUUGCUUACCAGUGAUAUACCUUGAGGCCUACUUGAAAUCCAAAUACAGAGAAGGCAAGAUUAAAGACAUGCAGGCUAUUGACUCAACUUCUUCCCCAGGGAAUAAAUCUCUCUAGCUGAGCUAGCUUAAUAGUUUUGAGCUUGAUCAAAGACGCUUUGGAGUUCUGGAUCGAAGAGUGAAGGAAUGCAAGGCUGAGAACAUUCACUGCAUCAACAUGGACUUCCUGGAAAGUAAUCCAGAAACCUAUGAGGACGUGAGUGUGAUCUUAUGUGAUCCAUCCUGCUCAGGAAGUGGGAUGAAGCUUCAUGCCAAAGAUGAAUAAGAGUGCACAUUAGGUCUAGAGACACCAGAGGAAACUAAGCUGAGAGCCAAAAACCUGAGUAAAUUCUAAUUCAAGAUAGUUUCGCAUGCCCUUUAAUUCCCCUCAGCUCAGCAUGUAGUAUACUCAACCUGUUCUAUCUACCAAGAGGAAAACGAAUGGGUAGUAAAUGAUCUGCUGAAAAUGCAUGGCAAAAAUUGGAAAACAGUCGACUUGAAGGACUUAGACAUUGGAAUAUCGAGGAGAUACUUGAAAGGCUUUCACUUUAAUGAAGGCAAGAGCGGUAACUCACUCAGAAUAUGUUCUACCUCUCAAAAUGGGCGUAAGAGGCUGCUGCAGAAGGGAAGCAUGAUAAUCCAGGACAGCCCAAAGAACCACAUCAUUCUAAACUUCCCUGAACAACCUUUAAGACAAUAUAGAGCUACUUCAGCUUACAGUGUGGAUAGUCCUAACAAAACUCACAGAGUUCAGUACUCGUCAUUUUAAAAGAUGAAGCUAGAGGAUCUAUAGUGUGAAUUCAAAACCAACAAUGACUAGCUCAUUCAUGAAAUCGGAGGGUCCAGCAAUAAAGCCAACCCCUGGCAGUUUCUAGCCAAGUAGAUCAUCCGUCCAGAUGUCGGCACUUAGAAGAUUGAUGGCUAUAUCCAGCAGAUUAAAGACAUCAAACAUCAAAUUAAGGUAGAAAACUUUGGCAUUAGAUCAAAAAGGAAAAAGAAAAAUGCAAAUAUUCGGUUUUUUACACCCAUCCAGUCUAGCAGCCCUCCAAGAGUGGACAAUUCUAAACCCAAGUUGUUUCAAAUCCGUUCAAACUCAAAGCGCAAACUACAGAAGAGGAGCACAGCUAAUAUAAGCACGACAGAAAUUACUCAGCCUGGAUCACCCUCAGAUAGAUUAAAUAGACCUUUAAGACUAGAAAGGGAUGAAAAAGGGGGAUUCGAUUAGAGUUCAAUACAUUGCUACCAGACAGAGAGAUUUCAAUUGUCAACACCUAUGAAAAAACCAAAGAGAAAGGAAUUAGAUGAGGUGUUUGAAAACCAGACUCAUCUGCUGGUCAAAAAUAGGGAAAGACUUUCAGCUUUGAAAACUGGACUUAAGGAGAUUGAAAACCGUUAUGAGAAUAACUAAAAAAUACUCCACCACGCUAAAAUAAGUUAUUCCAGGUUUAAUAAAAGAAGGAUUAGCGACCCAUCUAGUACUAUCUAAAAUGAGAUAAGUGGAUACGAUAAGUAUUACUAAGAGCUGACUCCAUCUAUGAGGAAGUCCAAGAAAAUCCUCUUUGCCAUAAAUCGUUCAAAGAAUCAUCACAACCAUUAAAGCCAUCAGAAUUUCGGUUAGCUAAACUAGCAGAAGCAGUCAUUUGAUCAUCCUGACAAUCAUUUAAAGAUCCCUCCCUAAUCAGCACCAAUUGAGAAGCAUAAGUAUCAUCCUUCUACAAGAGACUAAACAAAGUCCUCGAACGCCUCAAUGAAUAUGCAGAUAUCAAGAACGCCCAAUUAGAGUUCUAAACAAUUCAAGCUUCCAUAUAAGUUUGAUCAGUCUGAGAUAAGCCAAUUCGAUAGUCCCAUGAGAAAUCUACGUAUACCGCACCAGACUUAAGCAGGGCAUUUGGCUAAAAUGGUUGAGAGACUUAAAAAUGCAAAAUUGAAGAGAAAGUAGGUGGAAGGUAGCUGGGUACACCUGAAUAAAUUAGACAUAUACCAAAUAAAGCUUUAACAUUGGAAAGAUAACUUAUUUAGAAACUCUGAAAAUGAGGGGAUUAUUGAUCUUGGGAUACUUGGCUUAAGAGGUGCUUAUCAUAAUAAAAGCGCACUGGAUAAUACCUAAAAUUUUGACAUAAAUUCUACUUUUGGACUGGCAUCUCCUUUAUCUGAUGAUAAAAUAGAUCUGUUUGAAGCCCUUGAGAUCUCGCAACCUAAGAUCAAUUGA
Molecule: messenger RNA, 2562 nt
Organism: Stylonychia lemnae
Lineage: Eukaryota; Ciliophora; Spirotrichea; Sporadotrichida; Oxytrichidae
Source: the annotation of a GenBank genome assembly